AUGUCUGUCAACGCAUCCGCCCGCCAGGCCACGCCGCCGUCGUCGAGCGUCGACUGGGACAAGCUCGGCUUCACUGAGCGCGAGGUCAACGCCCACGUUCGCGUCACCUACAAGGACGGCCAGUGGGGCAAGCCCGCCCUGCACACGGGCACCGACCUCAACGUCCACUACGCCGCACCCUGCCUCAACUACGGCCAGCAGGCCUUUGAGGGCAUCAAGGCCUUCCGCACAAAGGCCGGCUCCGUCCACAUCUUCCGCCCGCAGGAAAACUUCAAGCGCAUCAACCUCAGCGCCAGCGUCGCAUCCAUGCCCGCCCUCACCGAGGCCGUCUUCUUUGACUCGCUCAAGGCCGUCGUCGCGGCCAACCUCGAGUACGUCCCGCCCUACCAGCCAAACGCCUCGGGCGGCGCGCUCUACAUCCGCCCGCUUCUCCUCGCCACCGGGCCCCGCCUCCUCCUCGACAGCCCCGACGAGUUCACCUUUGUCAUCUGGGUCUCCCCCGUCGGCUCCCUCUAUGGCUCGGCCAAGGCCAUCCCCGCUGUCGACGGCUUUGUGCUCGACACCUUCGACCGCACCGCCCCCAUGGGCACCGGCCACACCAAGCUCGGUGGCAACUACGCGCCCGUCUUCAAGCCCACCCGCGAGGCAAAGAAACGCGGCUUCCCUAUCACGCUCCACCUCGACUCGGCCACCCGCACCUACAUUGACGAGUUCUCGACCUCGAACGCCCUCGCCAUCAAGAGGCACGGCGACGCCACCACCCUCGUCGUCCCCGAGAGCACCAGCAUCCUCCGCUCCGUCACAAAGAUCAGCGUCGUCGACAUUGCCAAGAAGCUCCUCGGCUGGAACGUCGAGCUGCGGCCCGUCGCCUUCCAGGAGGUCAAGGACAAGCAUUUUGAUGAGUUCCUUGCCGCAGGCACCGCUGCCGGCGUCACGCCGGUGCGCUCCAUGUCGUACAACACCAAGCAGCCGCGCCUCGUCUCGGGCGGCUCGACCGAAGAGCCGCACGGACCGCGCUUCGACUUCCCGCCGGACAACGUGGUGGAGCGCAUCGACUUUGGCGACGGCAAGACGGCCGGCGAGGGCGCCAAGGUCCUCUUUGACCAGCUGACGUCGUACCAGUGCGGAGACCAAGAGGACGUGUUUGGCUGGCUGUGGCCGGCCGAGGGCAUCGUGGCCGAGGACGCCUCUGCCGCUUCGUCCUAG
Molecule: messenger RNA, 1206 nt
Organism: Pseudozyma flocculosa PF-1
Lineage: Eukaryota; Fungi; Basidiomycota; Ustilaginomycetes; Ustilaginales; Ustilaginaceae
Exons: 4
Coding region: 1-1206 (401 amino acids)
Biological process (GO): branched-chain amino acid metabolic process
Molecular function (GO): branched-chain-amino-acid:2-oxoglutarate transaminase activity
Source: RefSeq, a predicted model, not a curated record